CGGCUACCAAAUCUCUCUCUCUCUCUCUCUCUCUCUCUCUCUCUCUCUGAAAUUCGUUUUUCUCUCUCUAAAAUCAACCUGUGAAUCUGAGAGAGACACCCUUUGGGAGGAACGAGGAGAAAGAAAACCCCAAAAUCUUUUCUUCUUCUUCUUCUUCUUCUUCUUCUUCUUCUUCUUCUUCUUCUUCUUCUUCUUCUUCUUCUUCUUCUUCUUUGCUUCCGCAAUCUUCACAGAGCAGAUUUAUGGAUAACAGGUGCAAAUCUGGUUCACAGCAACUUCGUUUCGUCGCAAAACUCUUCCAUCAACAGCAAGCUUCUGGUUUUGUACUUCCAUCGCUUUUUCAGCCCUUAGAUAGAUCCAUUCCUGGCUUUCCCUUUCAACGCUUUGGCCUUCACAAGUAGUAUUCAACCUACCCUCUUUCUUUCUCCUGUUAUUGUUUUCUGAAAAAAGGUCUCUAUAUUACGGUUUCAUUUGUUCUCGUUCUGUGUAUGCUGCACAAGUCUUCUGAUAGAGAGAUAAAGUCAUUUUUGAUCAAAUUACGGUGUACGGACCACGAUGACCACAUCAGCCGGAUCAUCCCUUAAGAUGUCGUGGUCCAGGAGCAAACAGACUUCUGGUUGGACAGCUUUUGAUCUCAAGCAGAAAAACAAGAACUAUAUUGAAUCAGAAGUUGACAAGGAUCCUUUCCCACCUAUAGGCUCGUCUGGUUCUAUGCGACAUGGUGAUAAGUUAGGCAAGAAGAAACAUGUUCCGGUGAAGCCUUUCUCUUCGGUGCUUCUACCUAAUGAAAAUUUCCCUUCCCUUUCGGAGGGCGGGAAUGGUCGAAAGGCGGUGCUUGGUUAUGAUUCUGAUGGAAAAUCUUGUGGGACUACUGUUCAGGAAGAUGUUAAUUUAGCUUUUAAAAAGCUCAAAGACCAGCAUCCUUGGGCUGAAAAUAGCCUGAUUGAUGAUAUCUUGGUCGCUGUUAAUAAUAGUGUUGAUAAGGCCGUGGCUUUAUUGGAAACAAUGGCUUCUGCAGACAAUUUCGAAGAAUGCAAAGUAUCGAGUUAUCCUCACCCAAGGCCAACUAUUUCUAAGACGGGUGAAAGUCAAACUUUAGAAAUGGUCAAAGAUGACAUUUUCUUCAAUUCUAGUAUUGUUGGUCGCAUCCAAGAUAAUGAUAAAGACUUGGAGAAUAGAAAUUCUUCCUCAGGUCAGAAGUUUUCUGAUGUCAGUGACCUGAAAUACAAAAUGAACCUCUUGAAUUCCAUUCCGGUCGAGCCUGAAUGGGAAGAGGACGACAUGUACCUCAGCCAUCGAAAGGAUGCAUUGAAGACAAUGAGGUCAGCAUCACGACAUGCCAAGGCAGCCGCUAAUGCUUUUCUUAAAGGCGAACACUUUUCAGCCCAGCAACAUUCAACAAGAGCUAGGGAGGAAUGGCAUAAUGCAGAAAAACUUAAUUCUGAGGCAGCCACUAAAAUUUUGAGCAUCAGGAAUAGUGAUAAUGAUAUCUCUAGAUUGGAUUUGCAUGGGCUCCAUGCAGCCGAAGCUGUCCAAGCAUUGCAAGAACAUCUCCGUAGAAUUGAAAGUCAAGGCUUCUCGAAGAGCUCAGCCCCUUCAAAUGGCGUGAAGAAGAAUGGCCGUGCACAUUCUCUUGGAUCUCUUAACUUCAUGGAAUGGGAAAACUUGGAUAAGCCAUUAAGGCUUAGAUCAUUAGGUCUACAUGUCAUAACAGGCGUUGGCAAUCACAGCCGAGGACAAGCUGCUCUUCCUACAGCUGUAAAAAGUUUCCUCAGUGAAAACAGAUACCGAUUUGAGGAGAUGAGACCAGGAGUAAUCACAGUGUGGCCCAAGUUUCGUCAGAGUUGACAACAAAUAUGUUAUACUCAUACCAUGGAGUAUUAUUGUGGGGAUCUGAAAGUUUAUAUACUCUGUAAUUUUAUUAUGUGCUUCAUACUGCAGUUACUAUAUCACACUAUGCAGAGGGGAGAUUUAAUUAUAAUUUGGAAACUAUGUAUAAUCUAUCCUUUUCAAGGGAAUAUAUUCAUGCAUUAUUAUUUAUCA
Molecule: messenger RNA, 2043 nt
Organism: Vicia villosa (hairy vetch)
Lineage: Eukaryota; Viridiplantae; Streptophyta; Magnoliopsida; Fabales; Fabaceae
Exons: 5
Coding region: 556-1848 (430 amino acids)
Source: RefSeq, a predicted model, not a curated record